Molecule: messenger RNA, 2279 nt
Organism: Medicago truncatula (barrel medic)
Lineage: Eukaryota; Viridiplantae; Streptophyta; Magnoliopsida; Fabales; Fabaceae
Exons: 1
Coding region: 235-2022 (595 amino acids)
Source: RefSeq, a predicted model, not a curated record
AAAAUAAAAAGGAAAAUGAUAUGUUAAGAGAAAACUUUUUGAGGUUGAUGAGUUCUUUUUGGAUUUGAACCUCUCAAAAGUGUUUUUUUUUUUUAAGCUCAAUGUGAAAGACCUUCUUUCAUUUUCUCUGCAGCUCUUAUCACCUUGUGAGUAUCACCACAAUUUGUUUUUUCCUUUCUUUCAAGUUCUCAACUUUUGGAGUUUAGUGUCUUUGCUAGAUUUGGUUGGAUUUGUAUGUUUUUUUGGAAGUUUAUGAUGCCAGAAAAGGUUUUAACUUCGAUUCCUAUGCAUCAAUGGCGAAUUGGGUUACUCACUGUUUUGGUUCUAUUUGGAAUGUUCAUUGUUUGGAGCAUUGAUGGAUGCACUGUUAAGAAUGUUUUUCAAGGUUUAAGGUAUCGUCGUUCACAUUAUCUUGCUCAUGUUUCUCCUACUACUUUUAAUCUUUCACAUCAAGAUUUGUUUCCUGUUAGUUUAGAAGAUCAAAACCAACCCAACAAUACCCAUGUUUCUUCUGUUAAUGUUACUUUAGCUCAAAAACUUGAUAAAAACCUAGAAAGUUUUGAUCUUGUUAAGAAUAAUGUUGCAACUUGGGUUCAAAGUGAAUUAGAGCUUAAUUUGACGACAAAUCUUUUAGCAAGAUGGUUAGCUAAGGGAGGUGAACCUUGUAAAGAUUCUAAGACUGUUGAGAUUUCAAUUCCUGGGUUGGAUUUGGAUGGUGGGAAUUUGAUUGAGUUAUCAGCUGGUGAUAUACAUGAAUUUGGUUUUCAAGCAUUGGAUGAUUCGGGGAAGUCUCGAUGUUUAGGUGGUGAUUACUUUGAGACUAGUCUUUCGGGGGAAUCGUGGAAAUCUAGGCCGUUGGUGAAAGAUUUUAGUAAUGGAUCUUACUCGAUUUCACUUCAAGUUCAUCCUGAUUUUGUUGGGGUUUAUAAUCUUACUAUUAUCUUGCUUUAUAGACACUUUGAAGGUUUGAAGUUUACUCCAUGGAGAUUUGUUUACGAUCGAAUGGUUCGUAGUAUUGCAAUUAGAUUCUAUAAGGAUGAUAUUUUGAUACCGGAGCUGCAGAGUUGCAAGGCUGCUGAUUUUGAAAGGGAUGUUUGGUGUGGAAGGUGGACAAGGCAUGGCAGGAAUGAUGACUGUGUCAUUGGUAAUGACGGUAGAUACCGAUGCCUAGCAUGGAAUUUUCCUUGCAAAUCUCCCUGGUGUGAUGGUUCAUUAGGAGCUUUGGAGAGUAAUGGUUGGGUGUACUCGACGCAUUGCUCAUUCAAGAUGUAUUCAGCUGAGCCUGCUUGGAAUUGCUUGAAGAAUCGAUGGAUUUUCUUCUGGGGCGAUUCAAAUCAUGUUGACACGAUACGUAAUAUGCUCAAUUUUAUUUUAGAUUUGCCUGAGGUACAUUCUGUCCCAAGAAGAUUUGACAUGAAUUUUUCAAACCCAGCCGAUCCGUCUCAAACUGUUAGGAUUACAAGCAUCUUCAAUGGUCAUUGGAAUGAAACACAAAACUAUCUAGGGCUGGAUUCACUGAGAGAUGAGGGCUUUCAAAACUUGUUGAAGAAAUACUUCUCAGAAGACACAGUACCAGACACUGUGAUCAUGAACUCUGGCUUGCAUGACGGUGUCCACUUUCGUAGUAUACGAGCAUUCUCUGUGGGAGCAGACUAUGCAGCAUCUUUUUGGGCAGAUGUUAUGAAGACAGUGAGGCAAAGGGGAUUGGCACUGCCAAGAGUGUUUUACCGGAAUACGGUCGCAACCGGUGGAUAUGCAAGAUCACUAGCAUUUAAUCCUAACAAGAUGGAUGUGUUCAAUGGUGUUUUCUUAGAGAAACUAAAGCAAACGGGCAUUGUCUCCGGUGUGAUUGAUAACUUUGAUAUGACAUUUCCGUGGCAUUUUGAUAACCGAUGUAACGAUGGAGUUCAUUAUGGAAGGGCUCCGGCAAAGAUGAAGUGGAAAGAUGGUCAAAUUGGUCAUCAAUAUUUUGUGGACCUCAUGUUAGCUCAUGUUCUUCUCAAUGCACUGUGUGCAAGAUAGCCAUGCAUCUUUUGUUAGAAGAGAUUAUAUGAACUUGAAGACUAUUGAGGUAGUGUUCACUUGGUUACACGUUUGCAUUUUAUGAAAAAUUAGGGUUGAUAUUCUUUCUUGCUCAUAUAUUUUUUUGUUAGCAUUAGUCAUGAAUCAUGCAUUCAUGAUGAGAUUGUUCCAUUUGUAGAUUAAUACAGAGGAUUUUAACUCCUCAAAACACAUUUUACUACUAUCAUAAUUCAAAGGCUAUUCUUUUUGUUUGCAUA